AAUUUGUUAGAGAAAUCUACUGAGAGAGAAACUCGCCAAGAAUAUGCUCUUGCCAUGAUUCAGUGUAAAGUUUUGAAGCAGCUAGAGAAUCUGGAUCAGCAGAAAUAUGAUGAUGAAGACAUAAGUGAAGAUAUCAAAUUUCUACUGGACAAGCUUGGUGAGAGUGUGCAGGACCUUAGCUCCUUCGAUGAGUACAGUUCUGAGCUCAAGUCAGGAAGGCUGGAGUGGAGUCCUGUACACAAGUCUGAGAAGUUUUGGCGGGAGAAUGCUGUAAGACUAAAUGAGAAGAAUUAUGAGCUACUCAAAAUCCUGACAAAACUUCUGGAGGUUUCUGAUGACCCACAAGUGCUGGCUGUAGCUGCUCAUGAUGUGGGAGAAUAUGUACGGCACUAUCCCCGUGGGAAACGAGUGAUUGAACAACUUGGUGGUAAGCAGUUGGUAAUGAACCACAUGCAUCAUGAAGACCAGCAAGUUCGUUAUAAUGCACUACUGGCUGUGCAGAAGCUGAUGGUUCACAACUGGGAAUACCUUGGAAAGCAGUUGCAGUCAGAACAACCUCAAACGGCCACCGCACGGAGCUAAACACUUUCAUCAGUUCAUGCUUAUAACUAUAGUAUGUUUGUCUUUAAUAUCAAGGGAACAAUGAAGUCAUAUGUUCUUUGCCUGCUACUAGCACAUAAACUUUCCAGCUUUCCUCUGGUGAUUUUGGCUUGGUAAAAAUCUGUUUGUUCAACUAGUUCUGAUGAUUAUGCCUGUUAGCUUCUUGUUAUAUUCUGAAUGUAUAUGAGGAAAUGUGGCUAAUAUAUUGUGUUGUUUUAUGUAUUUAUUCUCGUAAUAAAGAAU
This is a messenger RNA of Nestor notabilis (Kea), 843 nucleotides long. Its product is annotated as V-type proton ATPase subunit H. Gene Ontology annotation, biological process: proton transmembrane transport. Lineage: Eukaryota; Metazoa; Chordata; Aves; Psittaciformes; Psittacidae. The annotation marks the transcript as partial. The record is from RefSeq and is a predicted model, not a curated record. Gene Ontology annotation, cellular component: vacuolar proton-transporting V-type ATPase, V1 domain; lysosomal membrane. The transcript is spliced from 5 exons. Gene Ontology annotation, molecular function: proton-transporting ATPase activity, rotational mechanism.